Messenger RNA from Cotesia congregata, 963 nucleotides. NCBI's taxonomy places the organism in Eukaryota, Metazoa, Arthropoda, Insecta, Hymenoptera, Braconidae. The record is from the annotation of a GenBank genome assembly.
AUGUUUGCCAAGUGUUUUAUGAAGAAAACAGAGUCGACGGACCGAAACAUGGCGUUAUUGAAAAUGAGCUCCAAGAAAUGGUUGACGUCGGGCUAUCCAUCACUGCUGCCGGAUGACAGACCAAUCACAGCCAUAAGUGUCGUCGAGGACAUUGACAAAUGUCCACCGAACUUCACUGUGAUUUCCAAGACGUAUGAUCAAGAUAUUGACGCUGACCUUUGGCGAGAAAGUGGACUGUUUAUCAAGAAGAAAGGUCGUUAUAUUUGUCACUCAAAAACAGAAGAUCAAAAAGCAUGGAGGAAAAAGCAGGUGUGUUACAAACUCCAGAAUAAAGACUUGUGUUCAGUAGCUGUGACAGACAUUAUCGUGUGUAGCCGAAUCAAAAAGGCCCCGUCUGGUUUCACAUAUGCCGGCGAGGUCAAUGGAGUUAUUAUCUGUUACAAACUUAGCGCGUUAACUAAUGGCGAUGCUAGCUCACAAUCUUACGAAAAUAUCAACAUUCUUCAAAGCGUGUCACCGAAUCUUUCAAACGGAGUACCGCACAGAUCAGCGCCAGAACGACCGCCGAAGCCAAAGUUCUCACCGAAACCGCAGAACGGUAGCAGCAAUGUUUAUCCACAAAUACCAGGAGGUAUUGUGGCAAGUAAAAAAGAGCUCGAUGAAACGAACGACCGUGACUAUGAAGUGUUGAGUCCAAACGCAAGGAUCAACAAACCUACAAGACCAGCACCUCAGCCUCCCACGUCUUCCCAAACGAGCAGUAAUACUAGUAGCGGUUCUUCGGUGCCCCUCUAUGGCACUCUGCCAGGUUCCUCUGACUUGGAUGGCGUUCCUUUUGUACUCAAUCCUCUGCUCAUUGUUGACAGUGACCCUGUAUUUACACUUCCUGUGAUUAAGGCACGAACUCGCUUAGAAAUAGAUCAAGAGUAUUACUACGACUUCCGUGCAGAAAAGGAAACUUAA